Molecule: messenger RNA, 6667 nt
Organism: Onychostoma macrolepis
Lineage: Eukaryota; Metazoa; Chordata; Actinopteri; Cypriniformes; Cyprinidae
Gene: tmem170b
Product: transmembrane protein 170B
Exons: 3
Coding region: 281-850 (189 amino acids)
Biological process (GO): negative regulation of canonical Wnt signaling pathway
Cellular component (GO): plasma membrane
Source: RefSeq, a predicted model, not a curated record
UGUGAAAGUGCUGUCCACCUCCCUUUAAGAGCGCUGCGCCUUUAAGAGCCAUGCAGAAGCGCUGGCGCGCGUGUGUGUGUGUGUGAGUGCGUGCGUAUAUGUGUGUGAGUGAGAGAGAGAGAGAGAGAGAGAGAGAGAGAGAGAGAGUGAGUGUGUGUGUGUGUGUGUAUGUAUGUGUGUGUCAGCCGUACCCAUCAUGGCCCCUGAGCAGCAGCUGAUCAGACGGACCGCCGCUCCGCCAUCCUCCUCCAGCGAGCAGCGGCACCGGUGAAGAGGCUCCAUGUGUCCCCCAUCCUCGGUCAGAUAUCUGAGCAAGAGGGCCGCGCUCCAGCCGCCCAGCGCGAACAUGAAUAAGGAUUAUUCCAUUAAUCUAUCGGUGCAGCAAGUGCUCAGCCUGUGGGUCCAGGGCACGGUACCGACCCUACAGCACUUCACAGGUACGUUCACACGAGGAGAAAGACCCGGUGAAACGGGUUCUUGUGUCUCAUCCAGCCGCGCGCACACGCCUAUCCACACCGGCAGACGCACGAGCAUCCCAUCUGAACAAGAAAUGUGGUACUGGGUGUUCCUGUGGUGUCUAUUCUCGUCUCUGUUCGUUCACAGUGCUGUGGGUCUGCUGAUGUGUGUGACGCUGCAGCGUCAUAAGAGAGGACGGCUCAUCACACUGGUGCUCAUCAGCGUGGGGUUCCUGGCCUCUCUCACUGGGGGGGUCAUCACUAGUGCAGCAGUGGCAGGUGUGUACCGUGUGGCAGGGAAGGACAUGGCUCCUCUUGAAGCUCUGGUGUUUGGGGUGGGCCAGACCGCUUUCACCGUCAUCAUCUCAUUCUCACGGAUCUUGGCCACUCUUUAAAUGGACUGAAAGCAUCAUUGACUGACACACCCAACAGCCAAUCGGCCGGCAGAAGAGCCGGGGUCGAGGUGAGUGGGGUUAAACCACAGAGGUUUGGCCUGCGGUACAAAACGAUGAGCUUUAGGAGUCACUAAUGGCCAAUGGACCACUAUAUGAAACCCUCUGGAAUGGCAGUCUUGAAGAUUUUAAAAUUUCAAGAAGCAAAAACAGUGUUAUAGGCCAAUGACUAAACUCAAUCAACGUGCCAACUGCCUCGAUGGAGGAUUGAGAUGAAUCUUCGGAUGUCUGUUUAUCUUUGUUAAACAUUUGUUUUGUUUUUGCACAUGGAUCGCUUCAGCUUUAUGUAAACUGGAUGGUUUUGGAGCCGUAGCUGGGCCAAGUAACGCCAAGAUGGAUGCAUAAAAAACAUCCUCUAAUAAUUUAACUGUCAGUAUGUCUGUCUGUCCUCAAACGUUUUCUAAUUCUGCUCUGCUGAAUGGUCCAAAACAUUCCUGUUUGUAUUAUUAUAGAUUUUCCUUCUGGUCCAGCAGUAUUACCACAUCCAGUUUUCUUCUUCCACUUUGCACUUUCUGCAUUUUGAAAACUGUCUAAAAGGUGUAAGAUCUGUAGAAGGUAUGCCGGGAUGCAAAAUGGACAUUAAUUCAAGGAGGUUUAGGUGUAAUCUGGUCUCUUUUAACCAUUCUAAAUUUGCCUUAUAAUAAUAUGGUAACACAUAAUGGAACAUUAGUAUGAAUUUUAAGUGUGGUAUUUAAUCAAAUGUCAGUUUUAAAACAAAGACGACAAGUUCAGAAAGUCACUAUGGCCUACAACGUCUUGUUCUUUGUCAAGAUGUGAUGUAAUCCACCAACUGUGAUUAUAUCAUGGAAACAUUCAAAUCUGAUCUUGUCAUUGUACACAGCAUUUAACGUCUUCAUGUAUAAUCCAUUAUUAUCCAGCAUUACUGUGGCAAUACUCUCCCUGCUCAAAUAUGGGGACUUAAACCUCAGGCCUUAAAAGACAAGAGAGACAAUUUUGAGAGGCUGGCGUACCACUAUGUGAGUAAAUCAAGGGGUGAUUUUCACCUUUGGCAUCACAAGCUCAACCUGAAAAAUGUAUUGUACUUGAAAGCUUUUGUGUGGAAGUGCACACUGAUGCCAUAAUGAAAACGUCACUCGUGGGUCUUUGCCAACAGACGUGUGAAAUUGCACUGGUAAUUAUUUGCCUUCUGUAAGUUUCCCUUUUCCUGAUGGACUUCACCAAAACAGUAUGAACUACAGUUCUGUAAGGAACAGGAGCAGGUGUCCUGGUGUUAAAAUGUUAAGUAAGUAGUUCUUCCAAAAAUGAAAAUUUGCUAAAACGUAGUGUCAGGCCAUCCAAAAUUUGUUUCAACAGAUUUAGAGUAAUUUAGCAUUACAUGACUUGCUCACCAAUGGAUCUUUGGCAGUGAAUGGGUGCCGUCAGAAUGAGAGCUGACGAAAACAUCACAAUAAUCCAUAAGUAAUCUACACAAAUCCAGUCCAUCAAUUAACAUCUUAUGAAGUAAAAAGCUGUGUGUUUGUAAAAAAAACAAACAAAUCCAUCAUGAAGACAUUUUUAAAGUCAAAUCUUUGCUUCUGGUUAAAAUAUGAGUUCUCUAUUCAUAAUAUUGCUUUCUUCACUGAAAAAGUCAUCUUGUCUGGAUUAGGAGAGAAAUAUGUGCAGAUCAAGCACUGUUUACAAGCAAAAACAGUCCAUAAAUAUGUGAGUGGAUUUGGAUGUGAGAGAUAACAGGGGCUGGACUUUUUCACUGGAAAAAGCAUUAUGUAUUAUGGACCCAGAAAACUGCAGUUUAAAGUUAAAACACCUUAAUGAUGGAUUUGUUUCUCACAAACACAUAGCUUUUCAAUUCAUAAGAUGUUAAAGUUAUGUGGAUUACUUGUGAAUUAUUAUGAUGUUUUUAAACCCAUCUAAUCCAUUGGUGAGCAAGUGAUGUGAUGCUAUUUUUCUCCUGCUAAAUCUGUAACGAUGAAGAAACAAACUCAUCUACACCUUGGAUGGACUGAGGGUGAGUACAUUUUCAUUUUUGGGAGAACAAUUCCUUGAAUUGGAAAACGUUUUGAACGGUGAACAGUGUGGAAUGUGAUGACAGCGGUGUGUUUUACGAUACCUCUCUGCUGCCACUGGCUUUAUUUCUGGCAAAACGUUCCUUGUUUUUCCAUUUCCUUCUUAUAAACACCAUGAAUUUUAAUGCUAAUAAUGACCUAAUAGUGCAAGACCAUUCAACUUGUUGAAAAAUUCGAUUUACAUUCAAAUGUAAAUUUUUGCAAACAAUUACAUUUUUUAUUCUUUAAUAUAUUUAUUUGGUAGCACCGUCUAUGAAGCUUUAUAUAUAUAUAAUGCAUCAUGAAGGUAUUCAUAAAUAUGCAGAAGUUACCAAGGCAAAAAUCACUGUUAUUAUUGGUAUAAAUAAAUAUGGUUAGGGAUUUGAACAAACUAGUAUUAAAUUGUGGACCUUUUUUUUAUCUAGUGAAUGGAAAAAUGGGUGCAAAAAUAUCUGUAGCACUGAAUUUUUGUUAAAAAGCUUCAUAAUAAAACUUUUAAAUAAUAAAUCAUUUAAUGAUAAUUCAGCUUUUCACUGAAAAUUUAAUUUAAUGCAUUUUAUAACGUUAUGCUGUUUUAUGUUUAAAACUAUAACCAUAAAUAGGAGUAUUACAUUAAAAUUAUUUAGGAAUCGAUUACAGCUGCAUUUUUAAGGCAUUAUAUAAAAAAAACCUUUAAAAUGCAUUAUAUAUAGGCUUCACUUUUCAACCAAGAACAAACUCAGUUGCAUUUGGUACAGUAUGCAUCUGAUCUAAUUAUUAUUUUGAAGUAUUAUUUACUUUUUUCAGAGCAUGUGAGCUGUUUCUAUAACUCAAAAUUGGCGUUUCAGUGUUUCGUCUUUUAAUAGCCAUCCAAUCUCUUUAAGACUGAUGCCAAAUUCCUCCUGUUUAUUACUGUAUUAGGCAUUACAAAAGAGCAUAUUCCUAAUACUUGUUUGUCUACUUACAGUUCAUUCAUGUAUGGCUGUUGUGUCAAAGUGAAUAAUGUCUGAUUGUUGGUUUAAAACACUGCAUUGUAUGAAACAAGUGACGUCUGAAGCCACUGAAACACACAGGAUCAUGGGAUUUCUUUUGCUUUAUUGUUCUGUUGUCAUUGACAUAAUGAUUAUUUAAGCCAAAGUAUUCCUUAUCUCUUCAGCUUUAGGAUUUUUUAAAUUGAAUAUGAUUUUUAUGAAAGGCAACUGUUGUUUAUGAAUUUUUUAUAUUAUGUGUUUUUGCUUGUCCGAUUUCUCAGCACUGGUUCAUGAAGUCUGAACUAAGCCACUCCUGAAAAGGCUGAUUUUCCAUUUAUUGAUACUGUGAAAGACUUUCAGACGAUAUUAAUGUGUUAAGGUAUUGAUGAGGGUGUUGGAUGUAAUGGCUAUUUACUUAUUUCCAAUCUUAUGCAACUAAAAGUUCACUUUCAGUACCAGACCAGCACUGCAGAGGGCGACAGUGGACUGUGAAUGAGUGUGAAACCUCCUUCUGUCAAAGGAAACUGAUUGUAUCUGUAGAAUUAUGCAGGUCUAAUGUGUUGAUGCAUAAUGUAUGAGGGAUUCUGCAAAAAUGUUCACUUUUUGUUGAUUAUUGAUAUCAUGUAUUUUCUUUGUAAUUGAUUCAUUUGGAAAUUCAUUACUGAACUUUUUAAUAGUUUUACUCAAGCUGUUCAGAAUGACAUACUACCGUACUAUUUAAACUAUUUUUGUGUAAACUGCAAAAACUGAUUUUUAAAUUUUUUAUUUAGUAUUUUUUACUUGUUUUCCAGAACAAAUAUCUAAACAUUCUUAACCUCUUAACUGUCACCCGUCCCCUCAGCAUUUUACAAUUGGACAUUGCCUUACAAUGGAAAUGGUACUUCAAAAUCAUAUUACAAAAUGUACUCUUUCAUGAAUUAAUUUAUGUUUGGAUAGUGCACUUUAACGUCUGUGUUCAGAAAUGGGGGUGACAGAGGUUGUUUUCUGAAAAAUGUAUCAAAAUGAAGUGAGAUUGAACUUAAAACAAGACAAAUAAAUAAAUAAAAAUAAUAAAAUAAAGUAUAAACAUAAUUUUGACAGAUAUUUGUUGUUUUACGCAUGAAAGUACUUAUUUUUAUUUUAUUUAUUGAUUAUUAUUAUUAUUAUUAUUAUUACAGAAAAAUAAUAAUCUUAUGUUAUUUUGCUUCUUAAUUUCAUGUAUCUUGAUUUAAGAAAGUUUGGAUACUUUUACUAAAUACUAAAAACUACAUACUACAUACUAAGUAAGAAAAUAAUUUUUGCAGUUACCCUAAUCACAAAAUUGCAUAAAAAAAUAAAAAACUUGCAACUUGAUGUCAUGUGACUACAUUUUAAAAUUGUUACAUACUGCAUACGAUUUCACAUUGUUCUCAAAAACAAAAUAAUAAAUAAAUACUGUCUACAUUGAGUGUGUAAUGCAUACUAUACAGAAGGCUAUGCUAGUAUUCCAUUCUGAAUGCAGCCACACAAGUUUUAUAUUGUUUUGACAAAAUGUUUUGGAUUUGAGUUAAUUUUAACUGUGUAUAUUUAUGAUUUAUUCAGUCCAUGUUUGUAGAGAACGAAAAUAUGUUAAAGCAACUGUAUGUAGUUUUAUGCAUUUUUGCGACUUUGGAGCCCCCUACAGUUAAAUAAGUGUAAAAUACAACUUUUUUUUGUAAUUACAGCGGAUAGCUGUUCAUGUGCAUUUGUUACUGCCGUAAAGCAGUCCACACUUUUCGCGGAAUUUCGUACCCGCUCACCUAAGAACUCCCAGAACAGACGUUUGAGGGCAGCGCAGGAAAGAAACAGAAGCCAUUCACCUUAUUAGAAGUCAGUGUACCAUCAGAAUGAUUUUGGAACAGAUAUUUUAAGGUAAUAAAAAAAAAAAAAAAACCCUGACAUACAGUUGCUUUAAAUUGCAUGGAAUAGGAAAGGUAAUUGGCUAAUGUAAUGGCAUAUUUUAACAUAUCAAGCGUGUGUAACAUGAUUAGCAUGAUGAGUGAAGCUGUAGAUGUGUUAAGUGUGCUGUCUGUGUAUGUAGGUGUGUUUGAGUGUAUUGAAACACCUUAACUGUUUCGUGAUGGAGUGUUUUCCCUUUCCAAGAAGAUUUGAUUGAGUUUGACAGAGCAGAAUUGUUUUGAAAAAGCUGCCUUUAAGAUUAUGGGUUCAUAUAGCUCUGCAAAAAAAAAAAAAAAAAAAACCCAUGAUGUCUCUUGGUCUUUCUUUAUUUUUGUUGAAUUAAUAGAAGGUUUUGCUUUUUGUUGUUUGCACAGUUUGAGGGUCCAUAAAACCAGUUUAGCAGCUGGACUAUAAAGUGGGCGUCUUUCUGACCCAAUCAUAUUCAGAGCUGCUGAUUGGUCAGUUGGUAUCCAUAAGACAUAUGCGUCUGAAAAAGUCUUAUUUUGAGUUGAAGAUGUGCCAUGAACGGCUGGUAAGAUUUCAGGCCUUGGAAAUACUUGAGAUGGAGAAUAUUGCAAUACAGAGAGGGACAUGAUACGACACAUCCCUGACAGAAACUGUUUCAUCUGUUAACGUACAACAUUCAACCCAGUCAGACGUUUGCCUGUCACGUGUCUGUACCUCAGUGAUUGCAUGCAAAAAUGCAACUCCUCUCGGACUUUAAAAUGUGCAAAUGGAUUUCUGACAAUCCUUGUUAAAUGCCGCUCUGCAAGAAGUGGCGUGUGUAGAUAGUGUAUGAUAUGUUCUUUUUUUUAAUUUUGUAUGAGCAAACAGCUGUGCUUUCCAGCACCUCUAUUUAUGUACAAAUGCUCCUCUGUGAAACACUCUGCGGUCAGUUGAAAUAAAAAUGU